ACGGCUGGUGCCAGCGGGGGUUCCAUUCGGUGCCCCAACUCCGCGCGCUUCGGACGCCAUCGCUGCUUCCUACUCCAGGGCUCAUCGGCGUCGGAAGGCUGACGCGUGAACCCGGGACUGUAAGGUUCUCCACGUCCGACGGUAAGAAUGGUGCGUGUGGCGCUCGCCGCCGUGCUGUUGGCGGCGUCGGUGGUAGCCGUUAGCGGCCAGUACCGGCGGUACAGGCCGCGUGACUUUGGCUAUCCCGCGAGGCAGAGCUCGGAUGUCCAGUUGGCCGAAGCGCCCGGCCCUGUAGCCCCUACCGGCUACAAGGACAUCAGCCGCGGCCACAGUGGCGUCUACGUCGAGGAGAUGUCCAACAGCUACGUCCUGGGUGGGAGGAAGCGUCGGCGCAGCCGCUUCAGGCUCGUUGACAUCCCCACUGAUCAAGGUGGAGCCGGUGGACAGUCAGCCCAGCAGCCGCAGAUCACGGGACAAGACACUGUAGGUCGUGCGGGUUCGCGGGGAAGCGGGGUUCCCUCUGGCGGCGAGGGAGAGCUAGGCAUUUCCCGUCUCUCUGGCGUCCACGGUUGGCCAGCUCAGACAGGUUCCGGCCCCCAGGCCGGACUUUACAGCCAUAGGCUCGGCGGAAACAACGAGCAGGGAACGGCAGGGGCUCCGGGAGCAGCGGGAAUGCCGGGAGCAGCAGGUGCACCGGGACAGCCGGGUCAACCGGGACAACCAGGACAGCCGGGACAGUCGGGACAGUCGGGAACCGGGGGAGGAGGACCUGGGGCGGCAGGACAGCCUGGCCAAAUGGGAGACUCGACAGGCCAGCAAGGAAGUCCCGAGCAGCGAGGCCUUGGCGAGAACAUGGCGGCGCAAGGAAAACCUGGUGAGGCAGGGGCACCGGGUGCUGCUGGAGCUCCAGGACAGCCGGGUCAGCCAGGACAGCCAGGUCAACCUGGACAGUCGGGACAGUCGGGAGCUGCGGGAUCAUCCUCCGUAGGGCGCGAAAGGAGGGACGUCGGCGAAAGCGGUGCGCCACAGGCGGGAAUGACUGGCCUCCCGGGCCUGCCGGGACUUCCGGCAUUACCACCGGCAACAGGACCGGAACCGCAGCAUCCCGCCGGAGGGCGCAACCUUCCAGAGAAAUCAGGCGGCACGCCGGGAGAACCUGGCCGGCCGGGAAAGGAUGGAGCUGACGGGCAGCCAGGGAAGCCCGGAGGACCCGGAGAGCUUGGCGAGCCGGGCCAAAUGGGCGCACCCGGUGAAAUGGGCGAGCCCGGACAUCCUUCCAAGGACGGUGGACCCGCGGGAGCUCCAGGUACUCCGGGACGCCCCGGCAAGCCCGGCGCUCCCGGUCUCCCCGGACCACCUGCCAAGGCUAGCGGUGCUGCUGCCGACGACGAGGCGAACAAGCUACAUUUCGAAACCAAGACCUCGAGUGGUAAAGUGGACGAUGCUGCAAAGGCGGUUCCGGACAAGAACGCAGCAGUUUCAGCUUCCGGAGACGCUGCGGGUACCACCGGAGCAGCACACAACGAGGUUACCGCCCACAACAGGCCCCCAGGCCGCUACCGCAGGCUGCGCCAGGCCAAUCGGCGCCGCCACCACAAGCACGGCCACCCACGGCUGCGCAACCUCAACCACUGAAAGACUCAGUCCAAGACAGCGGGUCCGUGUGUGUGUGGGACAAACGGAGGUUUUCUGCAAGGGGAGGAGAGGAAGAGACGCAACGACAGACCUGCGCAUUGAAGGAACUUCAGUUUUUUUUUCUAUUUCUUUUCUUGAAGUAAAACACCGCGGCCCCGUUGCCCUGGCUACUCAUUCCUCGAUCCCCUUUGGCACGCUUGCCAUGUACUUGGCGGCCAGAC
Messenger RNA from Dermacentor silvarum, 1856 nucleotides. RefSeq names its product collagen alpha-1(X) chain. The record is from RefSeq and is a predicted model, not a curated record. The transcript has 7 exons. Gene Ontology annotation, cellular component: basement membrane. Lineage: Eukaryota; Metazoa; Arthropoda; Arachnida; Ixodida; Ixodidae. The coding region runs from base 148 to 1635 and encodes 495 amino acids.